AUGGUUUAUUGCUAUUUGCAAAAACAGCAUUGCCUCAAAGCUGCUGAAACGUUUUGUGAUGAGUACAAACUUGCAAACGGUUAUGACUUGAGGCAAGAGUGUGAAUGCGAGCCGUGCGUUGUAAAGAUGCAACUUUCGGAAGAGAUGAAAGCGAAGGCGAGUAGUACAUUUUCGAACAUGAUGAUGAAAUUGGAAGAUGUGCUGAAAGAUGUCAGACUAAUAAUGCUGCUAAUGAAUGACGUUGUUUCGUCCGAAGAUCAGAUAGCGAUCAAGAAGCCGGUAUGUACAGUCAGUGGUACCGGCGGUACCAUGGAUUUAUGCCGGCAGAUCUUUGUGGACACGACGUUCAAAGAGAAAGUUAGAAAUGACAGUUCAUCGUCCGUCCCAUCGCUGGAUGCGAAUUGCAAUUGGUACCGAUUCGUGGACGAGGCAAUUAUCAACAGUACCUUUCCUGAUCAAAUGGCGGAUAUGAUCAACGCAAACAUAACAACGCAUAACACUCCGUACCCGGCCGUGGAAGAUGCCGUCGAUGAUGUUAUGUUUUUGAUGCAGAAGAAAGGAAUGUUGGAUAGCGUUGAAACUGCAGAAGAGUCGUUGAAGGCGAUACAAGCAGCGACCUUCAGUGAUCUCAACCAGGACAAUGGCCACAUUAUUCCUGCUUUGCCUGAUUCAUUACUGGAUGACACCUCUUGUUACUUUGAAAAUCUCACGCCGGACGACUCAAACAAUGAUUGCUGCAUUACCCCUGUUCGUGGAUCUCUGUAUGUCGAGGGUAGCAGUAUUUGCAUACCUCCAUUAUCCACUCCCAAGACUGAAAAAUCGAAAUCGAGUGCGCUGCCUGUAAAUAAAGGAGACGUAAGUCCAUUUAAUUUGGUUUGUGUUUGUUUGUUUGUUGUAUUCAUUGAGAGUAUCAUCUUAAGCUAUUUUUAUAAGUAG
Molecule: messenger RNA, 936 nt
Organism: Soboliphyme baturini
Lineage: Eukaryota; Metazoa; Nematoda; Enoplea; Dioctophymatida; Soboliphymatidae
Source: the annotation of a GenBank genome assembly